Molecule: messenger RNA, 1556 nt
Organism: Lutra lutra (Eurasian river otter)
Lineage: Eukaryota; Metazoa; Chordata; Mammalia; Carnivora; Mustelidae
Product: C-type lectin domain family 4 member G-like
Exons: 7
Coding region: 61-741 (226 amino acids)
Source: RefSeq, a predicted model, not a curated record
CAGAAAGAGCUGCAGCCACAGGUGAAGGCAGCCAUAGAGAACAUCGGGCUACAGGACCUCAUGUCCAUGGAGGGAAAAUCUCUGCCCAUGCCGGGGGAACCAGCACACUGGGACCAAAAGCUGCCCCAGGAUGGCCCCUGGAAGUUUUUCUGCCUGACGAUAACCCUGAUGUUGCUUCUGCUAGUCCUCAUCCUUGGUGUGGUUCUGGCUGAGGUACUGCAGAUCUUCAACCAGAUGCAGGAAGAACUCAAGCAACUGGACAUCAAAUCUGUGCAGGGUCUGGCAGAUGCUGGGCACAGACGGGACAUGAUGCGGGGAGAGGUGUUCCGGCAAAUGGAGGCUCUGCGGGCAGGCAACGAAUCAUCCUGUGAGCCCUGCCUGGAAAACUGGAUGGCAUUUCAGGGCUCCUGCUAUCUAUUUUCCACACAGCAACAGGACUGGUUUGAAGCCAAGGAUCACUGUGCUAAGAAGGGUGCUCACUUGGUCAUUAUCAAUAGCCAAGCAGAGCAGAAAUUCCUAAGGCUAAAGGAAAAUACUGUCUACUGGAUUGGCCUUAAGAAACAGUAUCCAAAGGGCAUUUACAAGUGGCAAGAUGGCUCAGCACCCACCUUUAUCAACGGGCCUGAUACCACAUCUUCUGACUAUGACUGUGUCUUCAUGGAGAAGUCUGGCUCCUGGCUCUCGGGGAUGUGCCAGGUGUCCUGGUAUUAUUGGAUCUGUGAGAAGCCACAGGUCUGCUGAGCCUGAUCCUUUUACUCUGCCUGCAAUCUUGGGAAAGGUUGUCUUGAUAUUUGAUCUCAUAACAACCCCCCAACUUCUCUCAGAAAAGGGGGUUUUCUGAAAGCUCUGGUCCUCUUGGGAGCAUCUUUCCCUUUUUCUUGCCCUGACUUCUAAAUGCUGUUGAGGAACAUGAAAAAUGACUCCAGGAUGGAACAAUGAGCAGAAUAUACUGUGUAGGACUUUCUACAAGACAAAUAAUCUAGUUUUUAAAAAGUGACAUAAAUAAAGGCAAAUGUAGUAUUGUUAGAAAACAGAAGAGCCUUAAAGACAUCACUAAAUUAACAUGUGUACCAUGUUUGGGUUUUGAUUUGAAAAAGGUUUUGAAGAAAUCACAAUAUUUGAGUAUGCAUGUAUAUCAGGCAACACGAAGGCAAUUUUAUUUAUUUGUGAGUCAUGCCACUAGCAUGAUAUAGAGAGAUGAUGGAUAGAUAGAUAGAUAAGAGAUAUAUCACUGUGUGUUAGCAAUACAUACUAACAUGAGUAUGGGUAAUAUAUAUGGGCAAAUUUGGGUACUGUGUAGGAUUUUCUUAAAACAAUAAAUUUAAUAAGCAGGAAGGUUGUAUAUAAGAAACUCAAUUGGACAAGUGUUUAUAAUUAUUAAACUGAGACAUAGAAGUCUAUCAUAUAUUUCCUCUAGUUUGUGUCAAGAGGAACAUUCUACAUAAAAUUUUAAAUUAAUGCAAUUUAUAAUAAUUCAUAUAAGGUAAACAUGAUUAAAAAGGAACUCAGCAAUUGCAGGGUCAUAGGGAAGCUCUAUUUUUAAUUUCUUGAGGAAU